Cantharellus anzutake is the source of this 964-nucleotide messenger RNA. RefSeq lists its product as uncharacterized. Bases 208 to 714 code for a protein of 168 amino acids. Lineage: Eukaryota; Fungi; Basidiomycota; Agaricomycetes; Cantharellales; Hydnaceae. The record is from RefSeq and is a predicted model, not a curated record. The transcript is spliced from 3 exons.
CACAUUUCACACAUAAUAGGGAUUCAGCUUCUGCGAUGUGUUGAGAAGGCUGAACUGCACGGUUACCAGGCUCUCGCUUCGAUUAGGCAAGACGCCCAUCGGAUUUGGAGGAAUGAAAGAUAUCGCCGCUCGGUUCAGGGCCGAGCUAGUGAUCAUGGGGUGUAAACCUAACCACAAUUUGGCCUAAUAAUACUGAGCCAGGAUGCAAUGCUCCUUCAUCCCUUCAAAUUCCACCAGAGUGCCGCAUCCGGCCCUCACCUGUUUAGUGAUAUAAAAUGGGUUGCACCUUUUUCGUGCUCCCUUCAUCAGCUGCACACACCGGCGGCAAACCUCCGUAGUUGCCUUCUUCCGCCUCGUCGCUGCUAUCCCCCCCCCGGCCGUUGCCUCUUUCCGCGCAGGAAAUUCCUCAAUGUGCCUAAUUCUAUAUGCAACAGGCUCUUUGGGCCUCAAAUUCGAAUCAUUCUUUGCAUCCCUCAAUACUUGCACUGCCGUAUCCAGUUUCUCCGUGAUGUGGCGCAACUUUUGUCUGAGAUACACCACGUUUACAACGACGCAUACCACCAGGGAUCUUGGCAGGACCACCUGCUUUCGCUCCUAACCCUAGUAGCACCAGCCCUGGUACCCGCCGUGGCAGCGUCGCUUCCAGGGCCCGCUACCCUGCUUCCCGUGCGAAGAGGGCUGGGGUGCCUGUGCAAGCGCCAAGGUCCUCUUUGAAAGCAGUCCGUUCUUGCUGUCGUUCUCGGAGUGAUUGUGUUCGGUGCCCACGCUGUCGGAUUGUGGCGAUAAUAAGUACUUGGGUUCACGGACUCCAAACGUCUUGGUUGGAAAGGGCCGCAGACUUUGGGCGAGGGUGUUUCCUUUUAUUUAUAUACCUAUUGUCCCAUUCGACGAUUAAAGAAUAAAACUUGCCAUGACGAUGAGGUCAUCAGCCAAUCAAGGACCUUCAGCACUUGAGUUUGAAAAA